Molecule: messenger RNA, 1659 nt
Organism: Capronia epimyces CBS 606.96
Lineage: Eukaryota; Fungi; Ascomycota; Eurotiomycetes; Chaetothyriales; Herpotrichiellaceae
Product: glucose-6-phosphate isomerase
Exons: 2
Coding region: 1-1659 (552 amino acids)
Biological process (GO): glycolytic process; glucose 6-phosphate metabolic process; gluconeogenesis
Cellular component (GO): cytosol
Molecular function (GO): glucose-6-phosphate isomerase activity; carbohydrate derivative binding; monosaccharide binding
Source: RefSeq, a predicted model, not a curated record
AUGCCGGGCUUCGCGCAGGCCACCGACCUCAAUGCAUGGCAAGGUCUAGUUGACCACCACAACGCCGUGGGCCGCAAUCUAGUCCUCAAGGAAUUGUUUGCCCAAGAUCCUCAACGGUUCGAGAAGUUCAAGAGAGUCUUCAAGAACAGUGCCGACGGUUCCGAGAUCUUGUUCGACUUCUCCAAGAACUUUUUGACCGAAGAGACACUGAAGCUCCUGGUCGCUCUGGCCAAGGAUGCCAAACUGGAAGAAUUGCGGGAUCAGAUGUUUGCUGGUGAGAAGAUCAACUUCACCGAGAAGAGAGCGGUUUAUCAUGUUGCCCUGCGAAAUGUCAGCAACCAACCCAUGGCUGUCGAGGGCAAGAGCGUGGUCGAGGAAACCAAUUCCGUCCUGGAACACAUGAAGGAGUUCUCUGAACAAAUUCGGAGUGGCUCCUGGACCGGAUACACCGGCAAGAAGUUGACUACUAUCAUCAACAUUGGUAUCGGUGGCUCUGAUCUCGGCCCGGUGAUGGUCUCGGAAGCCUUGAAGCCAUACGGUGAUAGAAACUUGAAGCUCCACUUCGUUUCCAACAUCGACGGCACACAUAUUACCGAAGCCCUUCGAGAGUCUGACCCGGAAACCACCCUGUUCCUCAUUGCCUCCAAGACCUUCACCACGGCAGAGACCACCACCAACGCCAACACGGCCAAGAAAUGGUUCUUGAAGUCUGCAAAGGAAUCAGAUGUGGCGAUGCAUUUUGUUGCUCUCUCCACCAAUGCGGAGGAGGUCGCCAAGUUUGGCAUCGACACCAAGAACAUGUUUGGUUUCGAGAGCUGGGUGGGUGGCCGAUACUCGGUGUGGUCCGCCAUUGGCCUGUCUGUCUGCCUGUAUAUUGGCUACGACAACUUUCAGCAGUUCCUUGCUGGAGCACAUGCGAUGGACCAGCACUUCAAGACCGCCCCUCUGGAACAGAACAUUCCUGUCAUCGCCGGUCUGCUUAGUGUGUGGUACUCGGACUUCUACGGUGCUCAAACCCAUCUCGUCGCGCCAUUCGACCAAUACUUGCACCGCUUCCCAGCCUACCUACAACAAUUGACCAUGGAAUCCAACGGCAAGGCAGUCACCCGAACCGGCGAGUAUGUCAAGUACACCACCGGUUCCAUCUUCUUCGGUGAACCUGCCACCAAUGCCCAGCAUUCAUUCUUCCAACUUGUGCACCAGGGCACCAAACUCAUCCCCGCCGACUUCAUUCUGGCUGCCAACUCCCACAACCCUGUGGAAGGAGGCUUGCACCAAAGAAUGCUGGCAUCCAACUUCCUGGCUCAAGCCGAAGCUCUCAUGAUUGGCAAGACCCCCGAGCAGGUCAAGGCCGAAGGUGCGCCGGAAGAACUUGUCGCCCAUAAGACGUUCCUCGGCAAUCGACCCACGACCAACAUCUUGGCCGAUAAAAUCACUCCUGGCACUCUUGGUGCGUUGAUCGCUUACUAUGAACACCUAGUUUUCACCGAGGGCGCCAUCUGGAAUAUCAAUAGCUUCGACCAAUGGGGUGUCGAACUGGGCAAGGUGUUGGCCAAGAAGAUCCAGAAUGAGCUUGACACGGAAAAUGCUGGAGCAGACCAUGACUCUUCCACCGCGGGCUUGCUGGCUGCAUUCAAGGCCAAGAAUGAUCUGAAAUGA